Helobdella robusta is the source of this 1878-nucleotide messenger RNA. RefSeq lists its product as hypothetical. NCBI's taxonomy places the organism in Eukaryota, Metazoa, Annelida, Clitellata, Rhynchobdellida, Glossiphoniidae. Gene Ontology annotation, molecular function: GTPase activator activity; syntaxin binding; myosin II binding. Gene Ontology annotation, cellular component: SNARE complex; plasma membrane; cytoplasm. The annotation marks the transcript as partial. Gene Ontology annotation, biological process: regulation of exocytosis; regulation of protein secretion. The transcript has 16 exons. The record is from RefSeq and is a predicted model, not a curated record.
AUGCAUGGCAACAACAUGACGGUCCUCGAGAUGGAACACAACGUAGUCGACUUCCUCGUACUCUGCUCCACACCCUGGAAUAAUGACUUCCAAGAUCCACAUGCAGUGGUGGCCCUACUUCAGAACGAUUUGGUGGUCGUUGACCUGACCUCACCCGGCUACCCCUGUUUCGAGAACCCAUACCCCAUGGAUAUCCAUGAAUCGCCAGUGACCGUCUGCUGCUACAUAGUCGACUGCCCCCUCGACCUCAUCCCGGCGUUCUACUCCGUUGGGAGCAAGCGGAGCAGGGCAGGAUACAGUGAGAAGGAAUGGCCGAUAAAUGGAGGCGAUUGGGAUUUUGGCAACUGCAACUAUCCGGAAAUUAUCAUCACGGGGCACGCCGACGGUUCAGUGAAGUUUUGGGACGCUUCUGGCGUAACACUCCAAGUUCUCUAUAAACUAAAAACCGCCAAAGUAUUCGAAUCCACGAAAAACCGACUCGAUUCGGCAGACGACGACGACGAUUCGCCGUUCGCCAUCCAGCACAUCUACCUCUGCACGGACAGUCGGCUGCUCUGCGUCGCCGGAAGUAGUCAUGUUAUCCUUUUCCGGUUCUCUAAGCAGGAGGCUGCUGUCGAAUGUCCGGUAAUCGAGAUAAGCAUAGUUUACGAGGUAUGCGAUGACUCGACCACACCGGAUCACGACCAGCACCCCAUCAUGUUACCCUCCAAACACAACCUCCACCACCAAUCCGGAAGUUUGGGCUCCUACACUAACUUGGGGCCAAGCAAUGGGAAGGAUUCCAUGACAAGUGUGAAAGCCAGAUCGGGUUUGAGAAAGUGGCAGGCUGGCUAUCAACCGGAACUCUGCUGCCUACUUACGUGGCUAGACGAUGAGCCCUCUCCUCCAAUCACCAGUUUGUCACUCAACUCCAAGUUUGGUCUGUUAGCGUUUGGCGACGAAUGCGGUGUGGCCAUUGUCGACAUUCUGCAAAAAACCUGUCUUCUUAGCAUGGGAACACCAGAUCUUUACGGAUCACUGGAUCCGUAUUCGCGGGCGCCUAGAUCGCCCAAGUUGAAAUCCAGCAUAUCCACAAAGCUAUCCACACUGGAGCAUUUAUCCCAAACGACCCUAUCCGACGACUGCAAGAGUCCCACUAUGUGUCAAAUCGAUUCAAAGACGGAUACCGCGUCGAAAAAUUUGAAACACUUCGACAGUAUAGCAGGCUAUCAGACGAAUAAAACGCGUUCUAGCCAGGCCGUAGAUAAUCAAAACUCGACGAAGGAAAGCCUCGAAGGUCACAAGCCGAUAAAAAGAACAUCUAAAUCAUUCUCAAGACUCGUCAGCGGGAUAUUUUCAAAAGUGGUCGGCGUGAAUAGCGCGAGUAGUUCAGUUCUCGUGAUCACACUCACUCUGCCACCAGAUUGUGAGAUGAGGAGGAAAGAGCCCGUCAUCAUAUCACCCAGUGGAACAAUAUUCCGACUUAAAGGCUCCAUACUAGCAAUCUCCUUUCUCGAUAGCAAUGGUUCCCUCAUACCUGCUGCAUCUGAAUCUUGGAAAGACCUCGCCACCAACCAACCAACCAACCAAUCAGAACAAUCCCCCUCAUCUCGCUCCCGAAUAUCGCCCAUCCCAUCAGUUGAGAUGCCAAGCGACAGGCAGUAUUCAGUAAUCUGCUCAGAAAAACAAGCUAGAGUCAUAUCGCUACCUUCACAAACGUGCGUGUACAAGGUCAAGGUCACAGAGACUUCGUGCGUGGCAAAAGCCGAAAUUAUUCUAUUCAAAGACAGCGUAUGCCUGACGUGUUAUGUAGCGAACGGCCACAUUGUCGUCUUCAGCUUACCGACGUUGAAGCCAUUACUGGAUGUGGAUUACAUUGGUGCGCCGAACAUAAGGUUA